AACUAGCGUUAAUCGCGUUUUACCACUGACUUUGUCCAGGUCUGUUGAAACUGUGCUUGAAUACACCUUAUUUCACUGUCUUAGUGUCACACUCCUCGCAAAACUGUCAGCGUUUUAAAUUGUUACGAAAAACGUACAGCAUAGCAUUUUAUCGGUCCUUUUAUUGAAAAUCCUACUUAGCCAUAAGUUAAAAAAAGGGGGAAAUGUUGGAACGUUUAACAACCAUAGUUCCGCAUUUGUCUAGAAACGUUUCACUAAAAUCCACAGUAAAUGUAAGCGAGGUUCAAAAAUUCAGUGGAAUGGCAAGCGAAUGGUGGGAUGUAAACGGACCACUCAAAGCGAUACAUUCGCUAAACAAAUUAAGGACGCCGUUUUUUGAACAAGGCAUUCGUUCUCGUCAAAAAUCAACUGUUGCGAACGCUCGUCAGGCAUUUCCUUUGGCCGGAUUCAAAGUACUCGAUGUCGGGUGUGGAGCGGGUAUUUUGACUGAGAGUCUCGGUCGUUUAGGCGCCGAGGUUACAGGGAUUGACCCAAGCGAAGAAAACAUUGAAGUAGCUCACCGUCACGCUAAAAAAAUUAACCUGAAAAACGUAGCCUAUGAAGCAAAAACUAUUGAACAUUUCCAAACAUGCAAUUCCACUCUCUUCGAUGCAGUCAUUGCAUCAGAAGUUGUUGAGCAUGUGGACAAUCCGGAAUUGUUCAUCGAAAAAUGCAGUGAAUCCCUCAAACCAGGUGGUUCGCUUUUUAUUACAACUCAAAACAGAACUGCUGCAUCUUGGGCACUGGUCAUCUGUGGUGCAGAAUACAUCAUGAACGUUGUACCAAGAGGAACUCAUGAUUGGAAUAAAUUUAUUACUCUUGAUGAAAUGACUUCCAUCCUUGAUAAAAAUAAUUGCCAGCUGCGACAGCUUCGCGGAUACACCUACAAUCCAUUCCUUAACAACUGGGAUUGGAUAAAAUCAACUGAUAUCAAUUAUGCUUUACACGCUACAAAAGCUGUGUGAUGAUUAGAUGUGAUGGUUGAAUCAAAUGUCAUAAUUGAUGUGAGAAUUGUUGCGACCCGAAAAACUUAAACGGGGCACGACAGAGAAAGCCCUCACGGCCGGA
Molecule: messenger RNA, 1107 nt
Organism: Daphnia pulicaria
Lineage: Eukaryota; Metazoa; Arthropoda; Branchiopoda; Diplostraca; Daphniidae
Product: ubiquinone biosynthesis O-methyltransferase, mitochondrial-like
Exons: 5
Coding region: 204-1004 (266 amino acids)
Biological process (GO): ubiquinone biosynthetic process
Molecular function (GO): 2-methoxy-6-polyprenyl-1,4-benzoquinol methyltransferase activity
Source: RefSeq, a predicted model, not a curated record